Besnoitia besnoiti is the source of this 2508-nucleotide messenger RNA. RefSeq lists its product as uncharacterized. The record is from RefSeq and is a predicted model, not a curated record. The transcript has a single exon. NCBI's taxonomy places the organism in Eukaryota, Apicomplexa, Conoidasida, Eucoccidiorida, Sarcocystidae. Bases 1 to 2508 code for a protein of 835 amino acids. Gene Ontology annotation, cellular component: nuclear body; RecQ family helicase-topoisomerase III complex. Gene Ontology annotation, biological process: resolution of meiotic recombination intermediates; double-strand break repair via homologous recombination.
AUGUCAGCGUCUGCCCUCGACGCGCACGCGCAGAGGAUCUGCGAGGGCCUGCAGGCGAAGGGCCUGCUGGCGACGCCUGAGUGGACGCGCCGCGAGUGCCGAAGGUUGCUUUCUUCUCCGCAGUCUUCUCCUCACUUUUCGUCUGCCUCUUCGACCUCGCGCGGCACACUCGCCUUUCCCGACCUGACCGAAGAGAAACUGGGAGACGCUUUUCUGCGCUCGGAGUUUGCGGAGAGCGCGCAGCCGUCGCUCCCGGCAGGCGUCUGCGCACUCGAGCGGGGAGCGCUGGAGGGCGUGCACUUGUUGGAGGUCUUGGAGGCCGCGAAUCUGAACGAGAGUCGCAAGGCCCGCACGCGCCUCGCUCCGAGCAAAAACCGGUUUCUGAAGGUAGUCCUCAGCGACGGCCACACCAGCGUCGCAGCCGUGGAGUAUCGACCGAUACCGGCCUUCAGCGAGGCUACGCUGCAGCCGGGAGCGAAACUCCUCGUCUGCGGCGCGCCGCCAGUCCGACGGGGGCUCGUCUUCCUGCAGCAGGCCCACGUGCGCGUCGUUUGGGGCGGCGCAGCCCCAGCUGAAGAGGCGGCGGGCGCCGGAGAGGCGAAGGAAGAAGCGCCGAGCGCAAACCGCGCCGGCGGCCGCGUAGACGCGAAACGAGAGACGGUGGUGGCGGAGCUGGACCCCACACGUCCUCUCGCAGAGCGUCCCUACGCGGCUUCAUGCGCGUCUUCUGCGGCGGCCGCAGAGGACCCCACGCCGGCGAUACGAAGCGAAAAAAUUCGGCAGGCAACUCCGCUGUCCAGCUCGCGAGACGGGAGGCAGCUUUCGCUUCGCAGUGAAGUUCGAGGGUGUUUCGUCCCUGAAGCCGCCAGUUUUGGCCGCCCGCCUAGCGAGCGACUGCGAGGCGGAGCCCCGAAUGGGGUCGCGAGCGAGGUGCACGUCUCGCGACCCCAAACCGCUCUCUCGGGAGUGUCGGCGUCGAGAGUACAUACAUCUCGUCGCCAUGGCGGCGACGCCAUGGCGACGAGGUGCGCGCCGACUGCGGCCGACGGCGCUGGGCAUGGGGUACCUGGGGGCCCACAUGCUGGCCCUGGCCCCCGUGCUUCUUCUGCGUUGCCUGUUCACUUGAUGGAGCGAAAUCGCACGGCUGCCGCCCUGCCCAUGGAAGACGCAGACAUCGAGGAACUCGCCGACCUCGCCCUGGAGGACUUGGAAGACCUCGCGGUCUCCGGAGAAACAUUUGCGGGGGCAUUCGACUCGGUCUGCGUCGUGGCCAGCCCGAACAGGGAUGCUGCUUCAAGUGAGGCCAGCUCGCGAGAGAAAGCGUGCAGCGGCGCGACGUCCGCUGCCUCACACAACCCAGCGCUUCGUCUCGCGUGUGCGGCUUCGAAUCCUGCGCGCGCGGCGACAGGUCCUGCGGGCGGUCGGCGGGUGUCUGUACACUCGGUCUCGUCAGAGAGUGCAGAGGAAGCAGAGGCGGGGGCCCGCGAGGCUCGGGCGCCUAGACAGGCGCGAGCGUCCCCUCUCCGUGAGGCUCCAGCGGAAGACUUCGAGGACGCGAAGGGGCGUCGGCUGCCUGUAGACUCGAAUUCGUCCUCUUCGUCGAGCGAGGCCUGCGUGGCAGCUCGCUCCCCGCCUUCGCUCUCGCCGUCGCCCGCGCCACCUCGAGGCCUGCCGGUCAAGAGCCGGGCUACGCGAGAGGAACCGCCGUCUGAGUCCGAAACGCCCAGCAUGAAAGCCUCGGCGCUCUCCUGCGGCAGAAACGCAAGCGGCAGUCGGGAGUGGUGGGUCUUCGCGGCCGUCACAGAUGCCAAGUGGAUGACAGGAGUGCGAGAAAUCCAGGGGCGAAAACGCGUGUACUCGGAGAGAGGGCAGUUUGAGAGUGCAGCCACCGGCCCCGCGCCUGGUCGCCCUGCAGCGGGCAAGUGUACGUACACCGCAGGGGGGCUGUGGCGGCUGGCGCUGUCUGAUGGCUCGCUGAGCGGCUACGUGGCGUUUGUCAGAAACGAUCUUUUGCCUGUUUUACUCCCUGCCCUGUGCGCCGGGGGCGCCGAUGGAGUCGUGGACGCGGCGCACUCGGCGCAUUCUUCUCCGCUUGCGAGCGUUUCCCGGGAGGUGGUGAAGCUCGCUCUGCUUUCUCUGCAGGGUCACUUUCGGCUGACAGGCGCAGCUGAGACGUCCCUCUGGCCCGGCGAAACCCUGAAAAAGGAGCCGCGCGUCGCCUCAGCGUCCGCCAGGCCGCCGGCGACUUCUCCGGAGCCCGAGGGGGCGCCUGCUGGGGCCACGAGGGCGGGGGGCGAAUUCGCGUGGCUCGUCGUCUCGGGGUUUGAGACACACCUCAGCGUGUCUGACCUAGACAGAGAGCUGUCGGAGCUGCUGGAUGCCUUCGAUGCACAGUGCAUCGACUUAAAGUCCUCUGCGCAAACUGGAGGCAGCGCGCAAACAGCGAACAACCACGAGGCCAAAGGCAGAGAGUCACCUCAGGCUCGAAGCUCUAAGGGCACACACUGA